AUGAGCGCCCAGAGCCACGUCACGCCGACCUCGUCAUGGCAAGAUCGACUCGAUCAAGCACUGUCCGGCCCCGGCCCCGGCCCCGGCCCGGCUUCGACAGCUGAGCUCGAAGCGCUCGUCAGCGAGUUGGAGCGGCAUGCUCAGGCGAUACAGCGACAAGACGGCCCAUCUUCACUCGAGGUAGGCCCUCAUCGUAUGAAAACCCUAAUCAACACCGCUGACUUGGCCCUACUUGAACCAGCACACCCCCUUUGAUGAUCCUUUCCCGCCCUUGCUCCUCCUCACCCCUUUACUCGCUCUCCCCGCCGACUCUGCAAAGGCACAACUCGCACAAGAAGCAAUCGAUCUGUUUGCAUCUCAUGCAAGUGCCAAAGAAGUGGUCGUCGCGUUGGAGGAAAGAAUCGCCCAAGUUGGUCAAGCCAGUCAGGAGCAACGGCCCGACGAUGAAGAUUCUGAAUCCGGGAACGAGAACGAGGAACAUGUGCGGGACCCAUCAUCCCAUUCACAACUCAGAGAGAUCGUCGCACUUGUCGAUACAUAUGCUCACGGUAUGUCCGGGAAUGUGUUCCUUUGUCUGCAGUCGCUGACUAUCCCUUGUCCCGAUAUCAACGAGCGUAGUCUUUCCUCGAAUCAACACGGCUAAACCGGCACGCUUCCUCGAGACUGCCACCGCCUCGGUAACGUCCAUCCUCCGAAUUCACUGCACCAUCCAUCCUGUAACAGCAUCAGAGGCGGCCGUAUUGGCCAAGAUGGUCGUUGAUUUCACCGAGACGAUCAUCACCAAAACUACGUGGUCUGAUACGCAGCAGCAAGAGGUGGAUUGUUUCCAACGUGGCUCAAGACCCAACGUCACAUGACUCCUACUGACUCCGAACCGUAUCAACAGUGCCACGUCCUCCUUCGAUCCCACCUAUUCGAAACCGCUUUCAAUCUUGCCCUUUUCUUCCCCGCUUCCCUCGCCGAGACCUAUUUCUACUCCCAAUUCCCGCACCGACGAAUACCUCAUCGAGCAAGACCGACCCUCGACCCUCUCGUCCAACAAGCUUGGUCCACUUUGAUCGACUUUGUCCGUGAUAGAUUCUACCUCGAACUUGCGCAACUCUUCGCGUUGGCUCCCUCGAAUCGAGGAGUGUUCGAGUUGUUCAUUCAGGUACUCGCUCGUGAUCCUGAGGAUAGAGUUUGGGUGAAGACGAUGGGCGAAGAUCCUGAGGAAGACCUCAACAAUGGGGUAUACUCAAGACUCCUUCGAAAGACGUUGGGUCUUUUGAUCGGUAUCGCGAGGGAAGGGUCCAGCGGCCAAGGACGGGUCGACGAGGCCUUGUUCUGGCUUUGGUGGUGCGUUCAAGGGGCUGCACAGGAAGGCGAGGUGGUGGAUGAAGAGGUCGUGUUCCCUCUGGUCGAAGUACGUCCUAUCACAUCUGUACAAGGAUUGUGAAGCAGAUGUAUUGAUGCACACUCUCCUGCCGUUCCAUCCCAAUCAGAUCAUCAGCACCCUCACAUCCCUCUCUCCCUCCCCCUCCAGGCGCUUCAUCGCUUUUUCCCUCUUAACAACCCUCAUACUCGACCUCGUCCCAACCGAAGCGACGCAAAUACUCAGCCUCAAAGACUUGAUCGAGACUUGUCCCUACCCGAGUCUUCGGUCCGCUUCGAUUGGGAUCUUGAGGCAAGUGAUGUUGCGUAAGUUUGAUGAGGUCGACAAAGUUCGGAAUGAGAUCGAGCAGGAAAAAGAGGGGCUCUGGCUCUCACCUCUCCUCUUGAUCGAGUUUGAGGAGCUUUUCAAAAUCGGACCCUUCGAUUUGGACAAAUCCGAAGAAGCAGACGAGGAUCGAACCCAGACGAUUCAUGAACAACUUUUGCUAUUAUACCUCCUUCUUUCGCGGGACGAAACGGAUCGAACGGGAAUUUGGAAAGGGUUUGCGAAAGUCGAGGAGGAUCUUUUAAAGCCCUUGAGGACGAGGAUGGCGAGAGAAGAGGAGGGAGGUAUUCUUGGAUGGGGUGUGUUGGAAGUUGGGCUGGAGAGGGUUGAUACAGUCGUUGAGGGACGGGGAAAGAGGAUUGAACAAGGGGCUAUUUCGGUGCCCGGGGGUGGGGGUACUUUUUGA
Microbotryum saponariae is the source of this 2102-nucleotide messenger RNA. The record is from the annotation of a GenBank genome assembly. NCBI's taxonomy places the organism in Eukaryota, Fungi, Basidiomycota, Microbotryomycetes, Microbotryales, Microbotryaceae.